Lodderomyces oxycetoniae is the source of this 2070-nucleotide messenger RNA. RefSeq names its product acetolactate synthase catalytic subunit (gene ILV2). Gene Ontology annotation, molecular function: acetolactate synthase activity; flavin adenine dinucleotide binding; magnesium ion binding. Bases 1 to 2070 code for a protein of 689 amino acids. The transcript has a single exon. The record is from RefSeq and is a predicted model, not a curated record. Gene Ontology annotation, cellular component: mitochondrion; acetolactate synthase complex. Gene Ontology annotation, biological process: L-valine biosynthetic process. Lineage: Eukaryota; Fungi; Ascomycota; Pichiomycetes; Serinales; Debaryomycetaceae.
AUGCUAUCUCGUAGAGUUUCAUCGAGGUUUUAUAUUCAGAUCGAAAAGAGGUCAUCUCAAAGACUAUAUACCGCAUAUAGGUCUCAAACGAGGUCUAUUUCAAAGGUAAGCCAACAAAAUGCUGCUCAGGCUACUUCGAGACCACAACCGUCUCCUUCCUUCAACACUGUCGAUCCUCAACUAUCGCUGAACCAGCCCUCAUCGAAGCAUUCAUUGAAUAAAAAUCACCGAGGCGUCUUUCCUAAAAAGGAAAUCGCUAUGGAUGACUCAUUUAUUGGCUUGACAGGAGGUGAAAUUUUUCACGAAAUGAUGAUUAGACACAAUGUUGAUACUGUAUUUGGGUACGCUGGUGGUGCUAUUUUACCCGUUUUUGAUGCAAUUUAUAACUCUGACAAGUUCAAAUUUGUUUUACCCAGACACGAACAAGGUGCCGGCCAUAUGGCCGAAGGAUACGCUAGGGCAAGUGGCAAGCCAGGCGUUGUUUUGGUUACUUCGGGACCAGGCGCUACUAAUAUCAUUACACCUAUGGCCGAUGCGUUGAUGGAUGGUGUUCCAUUGGUUGUAUUUACAGGACAAGUGCCUACAACGGCUAUUGGUACCGACGCUUUCCAAGAAGCCGACGUUGUUGGUAUUUCGAGGUCGUGCUCCAAAUGGAACGUGAUGGUUAAAAAUGUAGCUGAAUUACCAAGGCGUAUAAAUGAAGCUUUUGAAAUCGCCACUACCGGAAGACCAGGCCCUGUUUUGGUGGACUUGCCAAAAGACGUGACUGCAGCAACCUUGAAAGAAAGCAUCCCAAUCAAUACCACUUUACCUUCAAAUGCAUUGAGUUUGAUAACCAAAAAAGCCGUAAAUGAAUUUACCACCGAAGCUAUAAGGAGAUCAGCUAUUAUUUUGAAUAAAGCCAAAAAGCCAAUUAUUUAUUGCGGUGCAGGUAUAUUGAACCAUGAAGAUGGGCCUAAAUUGUUGAAAGAAUUGGCCAAUAAAGCUAAUAUUCCAGUAACUACUACUUUACAAGCAUUGGGUGCAUUUGAUCAAAGGGAUCCAAAAUCAUUAGAUAUGUUGGGAAUGCAUGGUUCGGCAGCUGCAAAUACCGCAAUGCAAAAAGCCGAUUGUAUAAUUGCUCUUGGUGCAAGAUUUGAUGAUCGAGUAACCGGAAAUAUUGCCAAAUUCGCUCCCGAGGCCAAAUUAGCAGCAAAUGAAAACCGUGGAGGUAUCUUGCACUUUGAAAUCUCCCCUAAAAAUAUAAAUAAAGUUGUUGAAGCUACUGAAGCCAUUGAAGGUGAUGUUACUUCUAAUUUACGCAAGUUUAUUCCACUAGUAGAUUCAGUCGAAUCAAGACCAGAGUGGUUUAAAUCAAUUAAUGAAUGGAAAGAAAAAUACCCAUAUGCUUAUCAAUUAGAAACCCCUGGCUCCAAAAUAAAACCACAAACUUUGAUCAAGGAGAUUUCCAAACAAUCCAUGACCUACGAUAAAGAAGUUUAUGUUACUACUGGUGUUGGACAACACCAAAUGUGGGCAGCUCAACACUUUACAUGGACACAGCCUAGAACGAUGAUCACUUCCGGAGGGUUAGGAACUAUGGGUUAUGGAUUACCAGCAGCAAUUGGAGUUCAAGUUGCUAAACCUGACGCUAUUGUGAUUGAUAUUGAUGGAGACGCAUCCUUCAAUAUGACUUUAACUGAGUUAUCAUCGGCUGUUCAAGCUGGUGCACCAGUGAAGAUAUGUGUAUUGAACAAUGAAGAACAAGGUAUGGUUACUCAAUGGCAAUCAUUAUUUUACGAACAUAGAUAUUCUCACACUCAUCAGUCGAAUCCCGACUUUAUGAAAUUAGCAGAAAGUAUGGGUGUUAAGGGAAUAAGAGUGGAAACUCAAGAUCAAUUAGAACUGAGUGUAAAGGAAUUUUUAGAUUGCAAGGUGCCUGUUUUAAUGGAGGUUUUGGUUGAAAAGAAAGUACCUGUUUUGCCAAUGGUUCCUGCUGGAAAAGCAUUGGACGAUUUUAUUUUAUGGGAUUCCGAAGCUGAAGAGAAACAGAAUGCUUUGAGAAAGCAACGGACUGGCGGAUUGUAUUAG